Molecule: messenger RNA, 2167 nt
Organism: Pseudo-nitzschia multistriata
Lineage: Eukaryota; Bacillariophyta; Bacillariophyceae; Bacillariales; Bacillariaceae
Source: the annotation of a GenBank genome assembly
GGGUGCGUUGUCAAUCAAAGAACAACCCGCGAUCGGACCGGACAGUAGCACCAGCAACCAAAAGCGACCGCAACAGCUAGACCGCCGAAUGAUUCUUCGUUGGGUCAGGUCCUUUUCAUCGGCAUCGCUUUCACUGUCGUCCGCACCAGUUCUGGCAACAGCCGCCGCUCUGAAACCACUAGCCGAUAAAGCGCCGUUUCACAGCGUUAAGGAACUCCACCGCCACCGCUACCGCCACCAUCUUCCCGGGUCCAUACCAUUCCCUUUCGUCGAUACUAGGAUCGGCACCGCUUUGUUUUCGUCUCUGGCAACCAGCGACGACUCCAACGACAGCAGCAGCAGCAGCAGCAGCAAAAAAGCCAUGCCCCAGCCCCCCUAUCGAUACCAAAGCGCCUCCGGAAGCCCGCCCGUCGUCCUGGACCUGUCGGACCUCUCCACCACCAUCGCCGCGGCGGACGAGCAGCGCCAGGUCGCCUACGAAAAGUCCCGGGCCUUCCAGAAGGCCCUGGCGGCGGCCCAGACCGAUCUCGAGAAGAACGGGGGUAGCGCUGGGGACUCGCUCUCGGACCUCGAGGCCCUCCUGGCCGACGCCGUGGGCACCGGCGACGCCGAACGCCACCACCGGGCCCCCCGGAUCGCCAACCUGGCGCAGCGGGCGGAGGAUCUCUGCCGGUUUGCGGCCUUUCGGCACUUUCUGCGCACCGGGAAGCUCCUCCCCCCCUCGGCGUGCGGGUGCGAGGGCACGAGCAGCGCCCAAUCGGUUGGGCGGGAGCGACCGACGAGGAAUACCUGGUGGGGGCGUGCAUGGGCCUCGGCCAGGACCUGUCGCGGUACGCCCUGGGCCGGGCCACCGUCCGGGACGCAAGGAGCGUUUCCCAGGCCCGGGACCUCGUCGAACAGAUCCUGUCCUACCUGAUGGGCUUUGACUUCCGGAACGGCGUUCUCCGGAGGCGGUACGACGGGACCAAGUAUGCGCUCAAGGUAAGCAGGCUGGCUCCGGGCUUCUGCGUUUGCUUUUGUACCGCAAAGCGAUGCAAACGGAAACGACGAGUGUGGAGUGGAGAGACUGGAUCUUUCUUUUUCUCACCACGUUGUAUGCAAUCGAUCCAAUCGCUUUUCUCUGAUUGUCGAAUGAACAAAUCAUCUGUCUUUGCAGUCUCUAGAAACUCUGCUCUACGAGUUGUCGGUAACCGGUGCAUCGCUGGACGACGAGGAAGAACCAGAGGCGAAAAAAGCCCGCCUCGAAGACAACGACGACGGCACGCCAGAGACGGCAGUAACAUCGGCCCUCUCCGAGGAACUCGAUGCCCUCCGGCUCCGGUACGAGCACCGCGACGGCCUGCGGGAACAGCUCAUCAAGAAAUCCCGCGACGGGCAAAAGGCCGCAAAGCAGGCGAUCUAUGCGCUGCACCGAAAGGACUACAAGAAGGCGGCAAAGCUGAUCCAGGACUGCGAGAAGUGCAUCCUCGAAGACCUACUGCCGAUCGUCACGGAGGAACCCCCCCUCCGGGCCUCCAGCUACGCGGGCGUCGUCGAAGAGUACGUGGAGGCCAAGCUCUUUUAUUCCUGGUUGCUCGGAGCCGACGGAGAAAACACCGAACCGGAAACGAUCGACGGGACCCUCCUCUCCCCCGGAAGCUUUCCCAUCGCGCUCGAGCCGGGGGACUACCUCGGGGGCAUCUGCGACCUCACGGGCGAGAUCGGCCGCUUUGCCGUCCAGCGGGGAACCGCCCGGGACAAGGACGGCGUCUUUCGGUGCCUCGAGGCCAACCGGGCCGUCCUGGCCGCGAUCCGGUCCCUGGAGAAGCCGCCGGGGAACAUCUCCAAGAAGAUGGGCCAGCUCCAGCAGAGCGUCACCAAGAUCGAGCGGAUGGUCUACGAGCUGAGCCUCAGCGAGGCGGCCGGCAUGAAGCGGAACUCCGGCGUCGAGGAGGCCCCGGCCGACGAGGGGGGGUAGCCGAGCGAACACGGUACGCAUGGAAGGAUCGCAGCGCAGACAAAGGGAGGCCCAGCGACGCUCGAUGGGGAAGAAACGGGCGGCGUUUCGUCCUUGACAACGGAUUCGAAGGCCGGAACGCGGUACCAGCUAGAAAAGCAUUGAAAACUAUUACAACACUGUCCAACAAUCAGCUGCUUUGAUACUAUUCUAUAAAUACUUCGCCAACUA